AUGGAAGUGAUCAAUUAAAAAUGCCAUAAGUAUAGUGAAGGAUGGUCUGAGAGAGAAUUAUUAGCUAAAUAAAGUAUAAAACUAUUUGAGUUUUUAGAAUUGUCAACUAAAUUAACAAUUUUAACUUUACUUUUCGCAAUUGCAUUAAUAAUAAUAUCAUUAAUAUUUUUUAAUAAGUAUUCUUUUAUUAUAAUGAUGUUAUCAUUAACAUCUGCAAUAUUCUCUUUGAUAUUAUGUGUAAUAAUCUAAGCUAAUUUGCAUUUUAGGGUAUCAUAUUUUAUUGGUUUAAUACAACCACUGUAAAAACAUAAGAUGAUUAUCAAUAAUCACAUGAAGUGUUGGUUCUGGACUAAAGAUUUUCCAUUGCAGUAUUUUUGGGAUCCUUCAUAAAUAUUUUAUUUAACUGUUUUUUAUUGGUGUUGAUUGUUUUUUGGUAUAGGAUAGGCAAAGAUUUUUAUUUAGCAAAGCAUUAUGAUAGUUAAACAACUCCAUCUUCAUAUAUGAGUUAUUACAGUUAUGGAUUGUAUAUAGCAAUACCAAUUUUAAUUAUAAUUAGUUUAAUGUUAAUGUAUGUAGCAUUUACUAGUUAUGUCACUAUUUAAUAGAAGAAUUAAUUACGAGUAUGUAUCUAUGUCUUUUCUUUAACAACAAUAAUAAUCGCUUCAUUUACUAUUCUUUAUACAAAUUAAGUAUUAUCAGAUUUAACAAUCCCAUACGCUCCUGUUUCAUCAAAUCAUACAUUCACUAUAUUUUAGAUUUUAGCUGUUGGAAUAAUAAUCGCAGCUUUUAUAGCAUUUUUUUUAACUUUCCUUUAUAGAUAGGAUAUAUUUGAAACUGUAGGUUAUGCUAAUUUAAUAAUAAUAUUUUUGAUUGCUGCUUGUUCUUUUCAUGUAAUUAGACUUAGUGAAUAAGUCAGAACUACUUAUAUAAAUGAAUGCAAUUAAUAAAUGAGAAAUACGCAUGAAAGUUGGAUAAAAGAAAAUGCAUAAUGCAAUAAAUAUUUAGAAAACAAUGUUUGUGAUCCUCAAAACUAAGCUAUUUCAUGGGAAACAAAUUCAACUUAGAAAUGUUUAAAUAUAUCUUGUUGUAAUGCUUUUUCUGAUUCAAUGUCAUCAAAUUUAUUCAAAGCUGGAUUUUCAAUCUUAUUACUUGUAAUUAGUGGAUAUGCUUUAUCUAUGGCAUUGUUAUAAGUUGAUACAACUUUUAAAGUUUAAUAAAUACCAAAUAGAACUUUAGAUUGGAUAUUUGUAUUACUUGCAAUUAUCAUUAUUAUAUUUUCAUUUCUUUUAGUGUUUACUGUACCUAAAUUACCUCCUUUAAUUGAUAAUGUGAUUAUUGAGAAUCAAAAAGUAAUCCAAGCUAAUAAAAGUCCUCUUGUAUAUCCAACUGGAAUUGAAAAUGUAACUGGAUGUGAACCUUUCAUGAAUAUUUACAAAUAACAAAAUGAUAAUAAAGAUAUUGAAUUAAAAGGAAAAUCUAGAGUGACAAUUUUGGCCCCUAAAAUGUAAGUUGUUGUGACAGAAUAUGUCAAUUCUCCAAAUAUAUCAUAUAUCCCGAAAUUGAUGAUUAAAAAUAUUCUAUAUCCUUAAGCAAAUGAUGUUACAGAUGGAAUGUUUGGAGUUUAAGGAAACAAAGAUGAAAUUAAAAAUAUUUUACAAAAUCAUGUUCAAAUUUGUAGCUAAGGAGAUAAAAAAAUACAAGUUGAUAUUUAUGAAAUUGAAACUGCCACAAACAAUAGGUUAUUAUGGUAAUAGCAUAGAAACCAUUAAGAAGAAAAAAGUUUCUCUUAGAAUUAAAAAGAAUACAUAAAUAAUCUUAAAUUUACAAAUCUUUAAGUUAAUAUUAUUGACAUCUAAACUGGAUAAGAAUUAAAUGAUGUCAUUUUAUAUUUCUAUAAAAAUGAAGACGAUUGUGGAAAAAUUAAGCCAAUUCCAUCUAGAUUGAGUAAAUUAUUUAUUUAUUAUUAUUUUUAGUCACAGUAAAUUAAGAUAGCAUUCUAUACAAUAUGGUUGUAAAAGAAUAUUAUUUUGGGGCUGAAAAAAAAGGUUAUUAUUUAUAUUGUAAUAAAUUCAAAAAUACUGAACAAACCAAAAGCCUUUGAAGCAA
Molecule: messenger RNA, 2106 nt
Organism: Paramecium sonneborni
Lineage: Eukaryota; Ciliophora; Oligohymenophorea; Peniculida; Parameciidae
Source: the annotation of a GenBank genome assembly